UCACUAACCACCUACGGCCUACGACUGGGAUGCACACCCAACUACCAGCCAAGUCCAACAUUCCUCCUGUCAGUGGCUCAAGCCGCUCCACUUCAGUGGAGUUCUUCAUCAGGUCCAAUGGCGUUCCCUGCCGAAGGGGGACGCUUCUUUUCAUGUCUUUUGGUCAGCUGUGGGCUGCUAGCAGAGUCAGUGGUGGUGGACAACAAGGGACUUGGAAACGUCGCCGUGAACGACGGAGAGCUGGGAACGUCAUUCGUGGAGUUAGGAAGUGCCAAGUUGCAGCCGGGCGCUCUUCUCCGAGUUGACGAGGAGCAUCGAGUAUCUCUGGUGGACUUCGAGUUCUACCGCUUCUCCUUGUCCGAAGGGACCCUGGAGCUUGACGAUCUGUACCUCUACGACGAGCUCUCCCAAGCCUUGGACCUUACGGAUCAACAGACGCUGCUGCAGGCACGGUUAGGCGGUCCCGAAGUGCUGAGCAACUCUGGUGAUGUGGCGCCCUGUGUGGAUGGAAAGUCGGAUACUAGAUGUCACCUAGAUGCAGGGCAAAACAUCGUUCUGAAGCUGGCCCCAGGUCGCCCGGUGAGCGCGUACGGCUUCACUGUGGUGAACAUUUCUGGGACGGCAGCGAUCCCGGUGGAUUUCUCCAUGGCCGGCUCAGCAGAUGGAUCGACCUGGCGUAACCUCAGCGUGAAGCACAGCGUGACGUUGCCCAAUGGUGGAUCAGCGGGGUUGAUGGUGGGACCCUUCGUGCUUUUGGACCUCACUGGACAGGCGGCCUCGCGAAGUUCGGGAUCCGAAGCGCGCUGGGCCACGGAGACCCACCCGGCCAAGGUCGAGGCUGUAGACCUCACAACGCCGGCCCCGGUGCAUUUGGCCUUCACCAGUACGGUGCCCCCACCGCCGGCCACGAGCACGGCAGCGCCAGCCGCGGCACAGAGGGUGGCAGAGGCGGUGAUGAAAGCCUCCGAGCAUUCGCAGCUCCCGGUGCCGGAAGAACUGGCCUCCGCCGCCGCCGCCGGCGCGGCGGCCGCGGAUCGGCCCGAGGGGUCGCUGUCGCCCGAGGCUAUCGCGGAAGUAGCCAAGGGGACCGGAGUGUCAACUCCGAUUCUGCAGAGGCUCAAGAGCUCUCUGAAGGCUGUGGAUUGCAAGUACUACGGUGCCAUCAUGGCCAUGUGGAAUAGCGCCAGCUUGGCGCGCGACGGCACGGAUGUGGCCAUCAAGGUGAAGAAAGUCGUCACUGUCUCUGCGGACGCGGGAUUUUCAGUGGAGCAACAGGCCCAAGCCGGCGCCGCGGCGGCGGCGGCGGGCCUGGCCUCGCUGACGACCGAAGGCCCUUCGGGGGUGAUUGCAGAGGUGCUCAGGGCGUCAGAUGCGGCAGGACUGGAUUUGGAGAUGCAGACGCGGAUGGCCGCGGUUCUGGAAACCCAAAGCUCACAGCAACAGGCUGCGCUGCUGAUGCUGCUGAAGGCCGCAGUGCUCAGCACCACCACGGACAGCGCCACCUACUCCGAGCCCACGUAUCACACUGCCACGGGGGCGGCGAAGCUGGUGGGGGAAGAGGUGGCACAGGCGGUGGCCAGCCUGGAUGUGGAUCCUCAGACGAAGCUUCAGGUGAUCUCUGCCGCUGCCGCGGCAGCGCAAGAGGCGGAAGGGCACAGCUCCACCACGACCAGUUUCGACGGUGUGAAGUUGGUGGUGGAUGCUGCGCAAGACGCCGGUAUCAAGGACAUUGGGAAGCUGAGAAAGGUGCAAGAAGAAGCACGCAUCAUGACGCCAGAUCAGCAGAAGGCCGCCGCGCGUUCGCUGGAGGCAGCAGGGGCUGGCCGCCCUUUCGCCAACGUGACUACGACCACUCGCGGCCCUGCGGCGGCGGACACGGUGGAGAAAGUGUCGGGGGUGGUGAAAGCAGCCGCAGCAGCAGGAAUGAGCGAGGAACAGCAAGCGUCGGUGGCAGCCACGGCAGUGGUGGCAGCAUCGCCGGCUGCGCAGGCUGCGGCUGGCUCGGCCGUCUCGGCCUCGGCCACGGUGCAGGAGCCGGGCCUCACGAAGCUCGUCGAGGCAGCCAAGGGUCUAGGGUUGAGCACGGAACAGAAGUCUUCGAAUGCAGCGUGUUGUGAAAAUUCCAGUUGGUGUGCCAAUGAUGUGGCAAUCGUUGGACAUAGUCUUGCUAAGCCAGAUACCUUUGGUCCAUUGUGGCAAACCUUUCAAACUGGUUUUCAAAUAUCCAAAAACUGUUUCACCGUACAGCGCAACCUUUCCAGAAUAGAACCUUCCAGUCGUCCUCUCAUAGCUUGUCAUGGCACGUUUCACCGGAAAAUGAUUGUGCAACCAAGCGCUGUGAAUGAGUGCCCAUGCAUAGACUGGGUGCAUGCAUCCAAAAAUGGGGCCCUUGCAACCAGUAGCUUCUUCGAUCUGAGAGACAAGCAAGUUGGCCUUUGAC
Molecule: messenger RNA, 2440 nt
Organism: Cladocopium goreaui
Lineage: Eukaryota; Dinophyceae; Suessiales; Symbiodiniaceae
Source: the annotation of a GenBank genome assembly